Anopheles maculipalpis is the source of this 1128-nucleotide messenger RNA. RefSeq names its product transmembrane protein 43 homolog (gene Tmem43). The transcript has 3 exons. Gene Ontology annotation, biological process: nuclear membrane organization. Gene Ontology annotation, cellular component: nuclear inner membrane. Bases 1 to 1128 code for a protein of 375 amino acids. NCBI's taxonomy places the organism in Eukaryota, Metazoa, Arthropoda, Insecta, Diptera, Culicidae. The record is from RefSeq and is a predicted model, not a curated record.
AUGAGAUUCACGGACGCACUGAAAUCUUGCUGGGUAACCACAUUGUUUGGUGCGGUACUGUUGUUGGCCGGCUCCAGCGUCCUGAUUUGGAACGAGGGACGCACCAUACGCAUUCUUCUAUCACUGGACGAAGCGCUAAACGAUGCAUUCACCGUAAGCGCCGACAGUCCGUAUGAAAAACAGUACGAGGGACGGCUGGUUCACCUCAAUGGAGCGCUGUCGACGGGUGAGCCACUAACUGAACCAGAUUACAAUAUCCAGGUGCAGGCGGUGAAGCUGAAAAGACGCGUACAGAUGUACCAGUGGGUCGAAGAAUCGGUCGAGAACCGCUUCGGAGAAUCUGUUGCAACGGUAGAAACGGAAGAUCGAUCCUACUUUUACAAUAGAGAAUGGCGUGACAAUUUGAUCGAUUCACGCAGCUUCUAUAUACGCACCGGUCACCAUAAUCCUACCUCUUUCCCCAUCGAUUCUACCGUGCAUCUUUCGGAACAUGUGCAUAUUGGACCGUACGAGCUGGGCACCGCAGCGAAAGAACGUUUCAAAACUUUCCAAGAGGUUACGUCAGAUACACGCCCGGAAGAUCCAUCGGUUAGGAUGCAUGCCGGACUUUACUAUCACUGUAACGACAUUUGGAAUCCGGAAAUCGGUGACAUACGCAUACAGUUCGCGUACGCAGGUCUCGAAGGUUCGUACGUAACCGUGGUGGGAAAACUAGAAAAUGGCAAGAUAGUACCGUACGAAUCGACACACUAUCGCAAAGUGCUGCUGGUCGAACCGGGUGAACAUAAUCUGCAUGAAAUCUUUCGCAUGGAACACCAACAACAACGAACGACCACGUGGAGCAUACGGUUCAUUGGAUGGGUGUUACUGUUCUUUGCAACUAUUUGCUGUGCCACGAUAAUGCAACAUCUCGCCAGGGAGCAUCGUUUGUUGCGAAUGUUUUUCCCGGACUGUAAUUUUACACUUUCCACCAACAUAAUGCUGUCGUUUUCGGUCGCACUGGUGAUUGUUUCGAUUGCGUGGAUUGUUCAUCGGCCUUGGCUGGGUGGUGGGUUGCUGUUUGCAGCAAUGUCUCCAUUUUUGUACUGUGCCCGUGGGAUAAUGGGCAGCUAUCAGCGGAUGGACUGA